AUGGAGCACAGUCACUAUCUCCCCAAUCAGAUGGAUUCCGACUUAUCGCACGAGGUCGACGAACAUGAAGGUCCAAGGUAUGAUUAUACACUCCCACCCAUCCAUCGGACCGAAUCGGCUUCUUCCUCUUCAGCAGCCUAUCACCCAUCUCACGGCCAGAAUGUACAUGACUUGUCACUAUCCACUACGGGAAACGCAAAAUCACAUCCGACAAAGAAAAGAUCCGCUCCCGAGGGAGGUCAUGCAGACCGACAACCUACUAAAAAUAAAUCAUCUAACAAAAAGGACGAUGAAAGUUCGAAUAAUACCCCGCGGAGAGCCGCCCAGGCAUGUCUGAGAUGUCGAAAGCAGAAAUUGAAAUGCAUCGGUGGAUGGCCUUGUGAUAGAUGUACGAAAUCCAAAAACCUUUGUGAUUUCGGUAGACCAGGUAUAGCUGGUAAUACAUCUUCAUCUUCAUCUACGAAUUUACUCCAGGGAGGAAAUGGAUCAGAGGCGAAUGCUAGAUUAGAACAAUUGGAAAGUAGCGUUGCGAAUUUGCUGGCUGGAUUAGCAGGAUCGAAUGGACAUGGAUCUUCAAGCAAAACUGGUUAUCCGAAUCAUGAAUUGUUACACACAUUCGAUCCAGUAAAGAAAAGACAGGAAACAUUACAAACUGAAUCCGGAGCACCUUAUCAUCCUUCCGGAUCGCAAUAUACUCAAAGUAUCCCUCCUCCCACGCAUGUCAAAACCUUAGAUCCACCCAGAAGAACUAUGUCGACUUCAUCUUUCUCGAAUAACAAUAAUAAUAACCUUCCAACCACAUCGAUGUCACCCGAUGAUUUACAUUCAAACCCGAUCGGACUAUCCCAAAAUCACGUACGGUUCACUUCUUCUCCCAACAUGACGUCUUUCAUAUCUGGUAAUAACCAAAAUCAUCAGUCGCCCUCGGGAUUAUCAUCAAAUGGUGCAGGACCCAGUCCGGCAAGUGCCAAUACUGUAGGAACAGGAGUCGGGAGCGUUAGCGUCAGUAGUGCGGAUCUCUUGAAAGAACCGCUGGUGAAGAAGCGAAAGGGUAAAGGUCAAAAGGCAGAGGAGAGAUUGGCAGCUGCUACAGAUGGUGAUUUCGCUGAGCCUCCCUUCAAAGCUCUGGUGUACCAGCCAGCUGUAUGGGACAACAGGGAGCAAUCAAGAAGAAAUUCCCCGCAACCUAGUCAAUCUACAAGUCGUGAUGAAAUACCUCCUGGAACAUACGAAAGAAGAUUCAUGAACGACAGAGAUGAUCCUGUAAAUACUGAAUUGGUGGACUUGCAAAUGGCCGAGACGUUAUUUGGAUUCUUCAUCGACCAUUGCCAUCCGUUCUUGCCGAUCGUCAACGUUGCUCUGGACGACGCAUUCAACACCAUCAGACAGUCGCCUUUCCUGAUCUCGGCGAUCAUAGCGGUGGCUGCUCGGUUCUACAUCAAGUUCACUUCCAGAUCGCCAGGGGCGAUGCCGGAACUCGAUCAAUCUGUUCCACCUCGACUUGCCAAUCUAGCUGAGUCGCACCUUAGCAACACCCUAUUGAGGAAACAACAUGCUUUAUCGGAUGUGCAGGCUGUGUUGCUUCUAUCAGCAUGGGGAUUGCAAUCCGGUGGGCGCGGCCCGGAUGCUUGGGUCGUAACGGGCCACGCAGCUAGAAUAGCUCGAAGGUUAGGUGUACAUAAGCUGUUGGGGCAAGCGGCAGAGAUCGCUAGAUUGACUCGACCUGGAACUUUGGAAUGGGAAAGACUCGAACAGUUCAUGCCUCAAUGGAGAACUUGGUUGUGUUGGUUUUGCUUCGACGGUUUCCUCUCCCUGGGAUUCGGCCGUCCGCAAUCGACGCAAUUUGAAACAGUUGACGAACAGGGCUUUCUCCAACUUCGGAUAAACCAAGCUAUACCCAGACCUGGCUCGACACCUUCCAUAUCGCUUUACGGUGACGUCUACAUCGCUGGACAAGUGCAGCUCACUCAGAUAGGAAGAGAUUUGAUCAACUGGGGAGAGAUGUUGGCUGAUCCGAGAUCGGCUUUGUGGGCGGAUCCAAAGAGAGCGGACAUGUUCCAUGAUAAAGAAUUGAACGUUAGGACGAUGUUUAAAGACUUGAAUAAGCGAUUGGACGAUUGGAGCAAAUUAUGGGUUUGGAGCGGCUCCCCAUACACUCUGUAUCUAGGCUCGUCAGCACGUAUAGCAAGACUUCAAGCCGAUCAUAUGCGAUUAUGUCUAAAUUCCUUUGCCCUCAAAUCCGGUCCUGAAGGAGAUGAAGUAGUUGCUCAAUGUCUGAAGAGAGCUCUUACCGCUGCUAUGUCGACUAUCCAAACUCAUCAUGAGAGUAGUCAAACGGAUCUUGCGCUGAGUUUUGCAACUGAUUAUUUGACAAUAACCUUGGCGCAAGCUGCAGUCUUCCUGGUUAGGAUAGCGAAGUCUUCACCAGCCGUACUUCAAGUGGUGAAUAUUGAACUAUCAGUGAUCUCAUAUUACUUGAAAAUGAGUAUAGAAUUGUUAGAAGUUGGUGAAUUGAGUGAAACUAGAUUAUCAACCUAUCUAUCAAAGACCAUAAGGGAUAUUGCCAGAGCUGCGGACAUCACGGGAAUAGGGUUCGUUACUGCUCCCCCUAUUCGAGGAUAUGGCGGUGGAUUGGAGAAAGAGCGGAGUGAAGAGGGUGUUGAGAGUCGCCCACAAUCAUCUCACGCCACCGGUGGACCUAUGGAUCCACUAUCUGCCUCCAAUGUCCAAGACCCCUCAAAUGACCUAACGGCAUUCGAAAUGGAAUCAUUCCUUCAAUUUGAAAAUCAAUUAGAUCUGGGUUAUCUAUUAGGUCUACCAGGCGACGGAUCAGCCUUGUUACCCAAUACUCAACAACCUACGACUCACAAUACCGGUUCAACCCCCAAUCUGAAUAACAGCAAUAAUCCCAACAGCAGUAUUAAUAUCAAUUACAAUACCAAUGGUACUAGCAAUAGUAGCAUUGCGAUGUUUGGUGAUACUGCAAGUACCCCCCCGAAUCUUGGGGCAGGAGGGUUCAAUGCGGAAUUCGCGUUUGGGAUGAACGGUAUAGGUAAUUUUGAUUUCGGACUGAGUGGGAGUGGUCGGUUUGGCGAUGGUGAUGGUGGGAAUGAGAAUGAUGGUGGUGAGUAG
Messenger RNA from Kwoniella mangroviensis CBS 8507, 3132 nucleotides. RefSeq lists its product as uncharacterized. Gene Ontology annotation, cellular component: nucleus. Lineage: Eukaryota; Fungi; Basidiomycota; Tremellomycetes; Tremellales; Cryptococcaceae. Bases 1 to 3132 code for a protein of 1043 amino acids. The record is from RefSeq and is a predicted model, not a curated record. The transcript is spliced from 7 exons. Gene Ontology annotation, molecular function: transcription cis-regulatory region binding; zinc ion binding; DNA-binding transcription factor activity, RNA polymerase II-specific. Gene Ontology annotation, biological process: regulation of DNA-templated transcription; DNA-templated transcription.